CUCUCUCUCUCUCCACAUUCUAUGAGAAAUACCAAAAAGGAGAGACCGAGACGGAAAUGGAAGCCAUCAAUCACGGAUUUCCCGCUGGGUCUUCAAAUUUUCUGUCCGUGGUGACGGAAGGAAACCUCUCCUAUUUCUCUUCUUUUCUUUUUAGCCUUUGUCCCCUGUUUUCCUGGGUUGAACUCUCUGUAUGGGCUCUUCCGUUAUUUAGAAGUCUAGAAUGAUCGUUCUUGGUGAAAGCUAGAGAGGAAAGAUCGAAUUUUUUGGGUUGGGGAGUGAAGGAUCUGAGGAAAAGAUGAGAACUUUGGGAUUUUGGAUGCUGUUUCUUGUGGCCGGAGUGGCUCUGUCAUUUGUUUCUUUGAGCAGAAGUGGCGGCAAUGCUGGAGAUUCGGCCUAUACAAGCCAUGGAAUUGAAACUUCUCUGCCUAUUGAAGGUGCAACAGCAAUCACUAUGAACAGGAAGUUGAAGGAAAGAAGCUAUACCAUCAACACUGCCAAGAGCACAAUAAACUUUGGAAGAAUAAAUCUGGAGGACUACCCCCGCUUUGACCCAGUUCCAAGUUCAAAGGCAGCGAUAAAACCUGGGCCAAUUGAGCAUGGAGCUCCUCUCAUGCCAUAUGUGCCACGACCAACACCCCCUAACCAUCCCAAAAUUGGGUCUCCUUGAUCAAACCUCUAUUUCAACCAUCACUCAUCAUGCUAUAUCUGUAUUAUCAACCUAACAUUACUGUGUUGGUGUUGUAAUUAUGAUCAUGACAAACCAAAAAUCCUAUGAUUGUAUGACCUUAUGCUGGUAUGCUAUGAAGUAUGAACUAAUCUUGUGUGUAUCUAAGUUUUAAAGAAUUAUCUUUGUU
This is a messenger RNA of Elaeis guineensis (African oil palm), 854 nucleotides long. The record is from RefSeq and is a predicted model, not a curated record. NCBI's taxonomy places the organism in Eukaryota, Viridiplantae, Streptophyta, Magnoliopsida, Arecales, Arecaceae.